Phalaenopsis equestris is the source of this 417-nucleotide messenger RNA. RefSeq names its product zinc finger A20 and AN1 domain-containing stress-associated protein 2-like. Gene Ontology annotation, molecular function: DNA binding; zinc ion binding. The record is from RefSeq and is a predicted model, not a curated record. The coding region runs from base 1 to 417 and encodes 138 amino acids. NCBI's taxonomy places the organism in Eukaryota, Viridiplantae, Streptophyta, Magnoliopsida, Asparagales, Orchidaceae. The transcript has a single exon.
AUGGACUCACUGAACUCACCAACCAGAGACCCAAACCCCGGCCUCUGCGCUAAUGGCUGCGGGUUCUACGGCAACAACGCUACGCUCGGCUUCUGCUCCAAAUGCUACUGCGAUCAUAUUCUGGCCUCCCGUAUUAACGCUGCGUUGAUUUUAGAGAGCGAAAAUAAGGGCGGCGAUGUUGGGUCUGAUAAGAUCUCUGCUUCUAUUACAGAGUCUGAGAAUUAUAAGAAAGGGAGGCUGAGGUGCUCAAAGUGCGAUAGAAAGGUGGGGUUGGUCAUGGCGGCCAUCAAGUGUCGCUGCAACAGUAUUUUCUGUGCGGCGCACCGCCUCCCGGAACAGCACGACUGCACUUUUGACUAUCGGGGCCGCGCGGGUUGGAAGAAGCCAAUGCGCCGCUCGUCAAAGCAGACAAAUUGA